AGUGUUGUGUACUGCAGAUUACUCUUUUGAGAACUACAUAUCCCAAGCGCUCCCAACUCUUUGUUACCAUAGUACCGUUAGAAAAUAACGUCAUUUUCUUGGCAAGACCGACCAAUGGUAGUCGGUAGGGGGCGGACACUAGCAGCAGAUAGCCAAUCAUAAAGCUUGACAGUCAUCGAGGGCGUUUCUUAGGGGAGUCCGUCAGUCUGUUUCAGAAGGAGAGGAGCACACAGAGAGAAAGAGUCCUACAGAAGGAGCGAUUGUGUCGGAUACGCAUCCCGGGGCUGGUGGGGGGGAAGGAAAAAAAAAAGACUACAAAAAUAACCGUCAAGUCCGUUUGCUCUUGCUUUUCGAUGAGCUCAUGGAGGAUUAAAUUACUGCACCAGCAAGAAGAGAGGAUAAAAAAAUCGAAAACUGGACUUCCUCGUUUCAGGCUUGACACCCUGGUUCCCCGGGAGGAGCAGAGGAGUCUCGUGUGAAAAUGAAGACCCUCGAGGAGCCUCCCUACUUGACGGUUGGCACGGACGUGAGCGCCAAGUACCGAGGGGCGUUCUGCGAAGCCAAGAUCAAAACGGCCAAGCGGCUCGUCAGGGUGAAGGUGACCUUUAAACAAGAGGCGUCAACAGCAGAAGUGCAGGACGAACACAUCAGAGGGCCUUUAAAGGUAGGGGCUACUGUGGAGGUGAAAACCCAAGAUGGGACAUAUCAGGAAGCCAUCAUUAACAAAUUAACAGAUGCCAGCUGGUACACUGUUGUGUUUGAUGACGGUGAUGAAAAGACCCUUAGGCGCUCCUCGCUCUGCCUGAAAGGAGAGCGCCACUUCGCAGAGAGCGAGACUCUGGACCAGCUUCCCCUCACCAACCCUGAACACUUCGGAACCCCAGUCAUCGGGAAGAAGAGCAACCGGGGAAGAAGAUCCAACCAUGUCCCGGAGGAGGAGGAGACCUCAUCUUCCAGUGAGGAAGAGGAGGGAGACGGCCGCGUCGGCGAUGAGCUCCUGGGGAAAGUGGUUUGCGUGGAGUGCGCCGCAGCGGAGAAGAAGAAGGCCUCCUGGUACCCGGCACUGGUCAUCUCCCCGGACUGCAAUGACGAGGUUGUGAUGAAAAAGGACACCAUUCUUGUUCGGUCCUUCAAGGACGGCAAAUUCCAUGUUGUUUUACGGAAGGAUGUCCGAGAAAUGAACUGUGAAUCGGCCCCAAAACCAGAGGCAGGGAUGAAGCCAGCGCUGGACGGGGCGCUCGAGUUCCUGCGCCGCGGGGUGGUCCCGGCUAGCUGGAGGACGGAGCUGAAGGAGGAGAGCUCCAGUGGUGAGGAGCAGGAGGAGGAGGAGGAGGAGCAAGAGGAUGAUGGGAGCAGCGAGGAAGAGGAGGAGGAAGUGGAGCCCUUUCCUGAAGAGAGGGACAGCUUCCUACAGCAGCUGUACAAGUUCAUGGAGGACAGAGGUACUCCAAUUAACAAGAGACCAGUUCUGGGCUACAGAAAUCUCAACCUCUUCAAACUUUACAGAUUGGUGCACCGACUGGGAGGGUUUGAUAACAUUGACAGCGGCUCCGUCUGGAAGCAGGUCUACCAGGAUCUGGGUAUCCCGGUUCUCAACUCUGCAGCUGGAUACAACGUCAAAUGUGCCUACAGGAAAUACCUUUACGGGUUUGAGGAGUACUGCAAGUCGACUGGCAUUGCGUUCCAAAUGGCCCUGCCCCAGAAACAGGCGGAGAAACCGUGCCUCGAACCCGGGGGCAAGGCAGGCAGCCCCGUCACACACCCCGCGGCCCCAAUCGCGGGGACCCAGGCCGAGCCGCUGGAGGACGAGGAGGAGGAGGAGGAGGAAGAGCUUCGAGCGGAGUGCGAGCAGUGCGGUGGAGACGCGCACCCAGCCGUGAGCAGGGUGGACAAGAUGUCAGACCAGGGCCUGCUGGGCAGCACAGAUCUAGAAACUGGAGCCCUGAAGACCGAAGCAGAAGAAGAGAAACAGGAGGAGGAGGAGGAGGAUGAGGAAGAGGGGGAGGUGGUCGAGCCCCCACAGACGGAGAACGUGAAAAAUGAACCCUAUGAGGAGCUGGAAGAUAAGGACAAGUCAGGUGACGAGAGCAGUAAGGAGAGGGAAGGGGAGGAGUUUGAGUGCUACCCUCCUGGGAUGAAGGUGCAGGUGAGGUAUGGCCGAGGCCGCAAUCAGAAGAUGUACGAGGCCACAGUGAAGGAGUCCGACCUGGAUGGGGGCGAGGUGCUGUACCUGGUGCACUACUGUGGCUGGAACGUCAGGUACGACGAGUGGAUAAAGGCGGACAAGAUUGUGCGGCCGGCGGAUAAGAACGUGCCGAAAAUAAAGCACCGUAAAAAAAUAAAGAACAAAACGGAACGAGAGAAAGACAAGACCGAGAGGCCGGACAGAGAAGACCUGUCUCCAGUGAAAUAUGGCCGCAUCCGCCGAUCCUCCAAGUCCUCCGUGAACAGCACGCCAUCCGACAGCUUCUCAAAGCUGGAGAGCAGCGACCCCAAAGGGGCUGACCAGUCGCCAGUCAAGCCCAUCGAAAUUACAUCUAUUCUGAAUGGGCUCCAAGCGUCUGAAAGCUCAGCGGAGGAGAGCGAGCGAGAAGACGAGGAGGAGGAGGACGACGAGGACGAAGACGAGGACGUGGAGGAAGAAGAGGAGGAGGAGAGGCUGGGAAACGGGAGCCCCCCGAAGAGCAGCUCCCGGGACAGCACCCUGGGAGUGGAGCGAUGGGAGGCCGAGCCCCGCCGGGACAGUUGCAGGACGUCGGCGGAAAAAGACGAGGAGCCGGGCCGCCUUCCAGGGAGCAAGGACUGCGCGGUGGACGACACCCCUAAAUACCGUGGGGGGCUGGACUCGGAGGGAGAGGACGGCCCCAAAAGAAGAGCCGAGGGUCUGACGGAGAGGUCGCCCAAGCCCCAGCUGAAGGGCAAGCUGCGAAACAGCAGACCAGCGGACUGGCUCCAGACCGGCUCCCCCAAGAGGCAGGAGGACCGAGGCCCAGGCGAGGGGGGCAGCCCCUCGUCCAGCAGCAGCAGUUCCGACGAUGAAGACGACGAGCCGCACCCGGCGGAGCGGGACCGCGAGGAGGAGCGCGCGAAACCCAAAGGGACGCCGUCCAAGAACUACAACGGGCUGGACGAGAAGCGGAAGAGCGGCCGGCCGGCGCCGUUCUGGGAGGUGCCGGAGAAAAGGCCCAAGCUGACGGGCAGCUCGGAGGAAAGGCUUCCCAGCAGCCGGGCCAGCAAAGGCCAGAAAGACGUCUGGUCGAGCAUUCAGGCCCAGUGGCCCAAGAAGACGCUGAAGGAGCUUUUCUCGGACUCCGACACGGAGGCGGCCAACUCCCCUCCCCCUGUUCCGGCCCCCGAGGAGCCCAGGCCGGAGCCGGCCGCCGAGGAGCCGGAGCCCUGCGAGGGGAAGGCGGAGGAGCGAGCCGGCAAGACCCGGGAGUUCCCCAGCAGCGGCAGCAACUCCGUCCUCAACACCCCCCCGACGACGCCCGAGUCCCCCUCUCUGGGGGUGAGCGCGGUGGAGCCCCCCGGUCGGACACGGACAGCGGCCUCCCCGCCGCCCCCUCCCCCCCUGGCCUCGGCCCUCGCCCCUCACGGCUCCCCGCUGGCGCCGCGCGGCCCCGUGCGGGAGGAGAGCGUGGGGGGCCGCAGCGAGACGGACAGCAGCACCGUGGAGGUGGAGAGCCUGGGCGGGGAGCUGCAGGAGCUGCCCCCGGAGGAGCAGGGGUCCCCCGCGGCCUUUGACGGCUGCCUCUCUUCCCACAGCAGCAGCAACUCCAGCCACAGCGGCAGCAGCCAUCUGGAAAGCGACCACAGGGAAAAAGCAACAACAAGUCAAAAACGCCCCAAGGAGGCUCAAGCAGGUGGCACGACAAAGAAACACAAGAGAAGCCACAAGAAUUCAGGCGUUCAUCACAAAAAGAGUCGAAAAGCAGGUGUAGCGCACAGCAGUGACAGUGAGGACCAGUCCACCAGUGAGAUCACUGCCAAAUCCCUGACUGCCAAGGCCCCUUCUGGUCUCAAGCCUGCCGUCCCCGCCAAGUGUCCCAGCAGGAUGCCAGCGCCGGGGAAGUGCCACAGGCAGACCGACCCGGAGCACAAGGAGCAUCCCAGUCGCUCUCCCAGGGUGUACAAAUGGAGUUUUCAGAUGUCGGAGCUGGAGAAGAUGAGCAGUCUGGAACGCAUCGCGUUCCUGCAGGAGAAACUGCAGGACAUCCGGAACCAUUACCUCUCUCUGAAGUCGGAGGUUGCCUCUAUCGACAGGAGAAGAAAACGUUUGAAGAAGAAGGAAAGGGAAAGUGCCGCAGCAGCAUCCUCCUCUUCCUCCUCCUCGUCUCCGUCCUCCAGCUCCCUGACGGCGGCGGUGAUGUUGACUCUGGCCGAGCCGCCGGUGCCCGGCGCCUCUCAGGGCUCGGGGGUGUCGGUGGAGUGCAGGUGACAGCCGGCCGCCGGGCCCCGCGGCACGCUGCUCCGCGCCAGCUCCCCCGUGGCCGGAGGCUUUUCUGGAAGAGGGAAAAAAAAAUACUGACUGAGGCACAAGCAGCAACAGCAGAAAACGAAUAACAAAAAAACGAAGAGCACUAUUUUCUAUUGACAACUGUUUUCUUGGCAAGCUAACUCUGCACUUAAGUGCACUUUUACGAAUGGGGUGGGGGGAGAAAUACAACAGACUUGUUUUCUUGUUUUGUUUAGUUUUUUUCCUUCAAGCAAUAAUUGUUUUCAACUUGUCUGUGUGUGUGUUGGGGUUGGGGUGAGAAAUACAUGUUAUAAUGACCUGAAUGGCCUUCCACUGUGGCGAAAAAGAGGCUCUUUCCUUUACUGCCUACAAUGACGCUACGUCUGCAUUUCCAAUUUACACAGGGUCUUGCAGGGUUUCUGUAAGGACGGUCAGACUCCAAAGGGGAUACAGCAUGAAGGAAAAAUGGUAUGAGUUCAAGCAACAGGAAAUACUGCACAUCUUGCAAUUGGUCAUUCAAAGCAGAAAGAACCAGAUUUUCUUUUUUCCCCCCCAAUCAAAGAUUUUGCACCAAAGUCUCUUUAAUUCAAGAAGUGACUUCAGGUUUGUUGGCCUACUAAAUUGAGGAUUUGCAACAAAUGUGCCCAAUGUAGAUUUAAAGACUGUCCCUGUUGGCUUCUGAAGGUUUUUUUUGUAAAUUACAGGAUUAUCACCCAGUCUGCAUUUGACCGAAAUCAGGCAUAAAAUGCCAAAUUUCAGUCCAGGUUUCAGUUAUUCGCUUUAGGUCCUCGUCAUAAGUUAGGGUGAUGAAACUGAAGUGGUUUGUUUUGAGACCCUUCCCUUCCUUUCUAUGGCUUCAACAUGUGUUACCAUGCUCAGUUGCUGUUUGUCUGAUGCAGAUAUUUAUAGAUAGCUUAUAUAGGACCAGAGCCCUGUGUGUCGCAUGGCAGAGAAGCAGACUCCCCUUGUCAGAAGUCUCCAGCCCCAGUCCUGGAGAGCCACAGUUCAGGAUGUCUUGUAGCUCCACCCUCAAGGGUAUUGAUCACUUAAUGUGCUCCAAAAAGGCCUGGUGCUUAGGACUGAGUUAACUGUUUCAGAUAACUCUUAAAUGAUUUGACAAACCACCUGCAGUUAAUCGCAGUUAAAUUUGCCCCUGUUUUUCUAGAAAUCUAUUUUCUUAUGGCCUAUAAAACCUGAUCUUUUGGGGCUCUCCAGGACAAGGGUUGUGGGUGUCCAAUUUGGUUUAACAGAUCAUCUAUUUCUAAAUUUUGGAAACACAUGUAAAUUAUGAAAUGAAUAUUCUGGCUCUUGACAGCUGAGGGUGGUCAGGAUUAUGGUCUCAAAAUCUUCACUACCUUUGAGUUACUAGUGAACAUCACCUUCUUAUUUGAUCACAUAAUUCUUUAAAUAGUUUAAGAAACCGGUGAUUUAAUGGAAAACAAUGACACCUGCUGGAUUGGGGCUCUCCAGGACCAGAGUUAGAAACCCCUGCCUUAGAUGCAUGAUGUGACAACAUUUUAAUUAGUUGAGGGAAAAUGUGCCUUUACUUGAGCACUUUCAGUGAAACAUCAGACGUUUCUUACACUUGGGCCUGUCUUUGAGAAGUGGUACCAUGAUCAGUAAUGUUGCUCUUUAAAUCAGCUUUAUGUUUACAUAAAAUGGGAGAUGCAAGAGGAUGUGGAAUAUUUUGAACUCUGUGUAAUCCAGGUAUUGCACAUUUGACCCUCAGUAAUGUCUCUAGACGAUUGCCCAUGUGGGGACUUGAUAUGGUCUCAGCAGGGGGGUAAGACAGGCAUCUGCUGACCAGGGUGCUCUCAGCUCCCAGUGAACUAGUAACCUCCUGAGGCUUCUCCCGUUCAGUGAACAGAGUGUCUCCUGUAUGUCACAGCAUAGAUUCUAGAGCGAUGGGCUCCACUCACUCCAGGCCACUGCGCCACCUGUCCGCAUUUCUUCAUCCUCGCUGCGUGGUUACUGGGGUCGCUGUGCGGCCACAUAUCAAGACUCAGUCGCUCAUUCCAGAUUGCGUGGGAAUACAAUUAAACAAUUGAGGAUUCUAAUUAUAUACAUAAAUUGUUGAAGACUGAAAUGGGGAAUCCCCAAGCACUUAAGGGUUUUUUUUUCCUUUUACAAGGGAGGCUCUUAAUAUCUUAUGCUUUCAAUUUUAAUGGUCCAGUAGCUGGCUGUUAGUUUGGAGUUUCUUCAAAAGAGAAUUAUACAUGGCAGUAAAUGGAAGUGCAAUAGCAGAACUCUUCAUCCAUUAUUUAAUUUUCCAAUUUGUACUCGCAUGGGCUUUUUCCAGGUCUUGCUUUGCCUAUUUUUUAGCUAUGCAAUUUCUAAAGAAAAUUUAUACCGUAUCCCUGUAAUUGAGGAAAGUUAAACCUGCAAAAUCCAUAACACCUGGAAGACUGUACAGCUUCCUGUGCUGAGUGGCCUGUCUGUAUGGCCAAGCCGGAUAUACAUGACUUAUAGAAAAGACAUUAAACUAUGGUUUCAGCAGGGUGUCAUGCUGAACAGUGCUGGAUUUUCAGUAAAGGUGUAAUGUUUCAGAAAAUUGAGUUGCAGAAAGUAAAACGCAAGGAAGACCGCAUGUAAUCAAAUUUUAGUUCAACGUGCGAGUACAAAACAAUUAAGGAAUUUCACCUUUAAAGGUUUGAAGGUGUUCUGUUUGUCUGCAGAAGUGCAAUUUCCAUCCGUUCAAACUUGAAGUGCCAUCUGCUGGCACUAAAACUCUAUUGCAGAUCAAGGUGACUUCGAAAAUGAACCCUUUCUCUUGCCCAUAUUCAGUGAAGCUCUUCAACUGACCCUUAUCAAGUGAAUUCAAGUACUUUUUAAAAACUAGUUCUGAUGUUAUUCUGCUUGUCCUUGACACACCAUUAAUGCCCUACAAUGCUCUAGAAACCCCUACAAGGCAAAAAGGUUACACACCUGAGUUUAUUACCAUAACAAAAAGAUACAUGUAUAAAUUCUGAAAAGCUCUCCUGUUAAGUCUGUCUCCUUUGUAAAGACUUAAUGUUGUAUGAUAUCCUGAAGGUCUGUUCUGUUUGGCACUUGUAUGUAAUUGUAUGCCUUUGUAAUACAUUUGUAUAUUGAGAAGUGUGUUUCAAGUCGAGCUAUUUAAUAUCUUGCACUGUUAAUACAAUGACUUUUUUUCUGUACAGACUGUUUUAAUUGUAGCUCUGUGUGCAUCCUCAGAGGGGAAAAGCAUGUCUUUUUUUUGUUUUGUUUUUUUUGAGGUAUGGGAGCGUUUCAUUUAUUUUAUUUUCUCUUCAUACUUUUUUUUUCUAGGUAAGUCUUGAGAUUUCCGUACCUUGUGCUCUUCUGAGAAGCGUUUUGUUUGAAGGCAGUUUUGAAAGUAUUUUCCAACUUGUACAUGAACUGUAAAGUUUUAUGGAUCUUUAAAAAAAAAUAACUGUUUUGGGACAAAGAGAAGGGGACAAAGCUUAUACGAAAGCUCUAAAGUAUUUAUUAGGUUCUUCAGAGGAUGGACAUUGUGUAAUUUAUUGUACAAAUGUAAGCAAAAGAAGCCUCUGUUUGAAAUAAAUGCCAUAGUUUGUGACA
Lepisosteus oculatus (spotted gar) is the source of this 8014-nucleotide messenger RNA. RefSeq names its product AT-rich interaction domain 4B (gene arid4b). Gene Ontology annotation, molecular function: transcription cis-regulatory region binding. NCBI's taxonomy places the organism in Eukaryota, Metazoa, Chordata, Actinopteri, Semionotiformes, Lepisosteidae. The record is from RefSeq and is a predicted model, not a curated record. Gene Ontology annotation, cellular component: nucleus. Gene Ontology annotation, biological process: regulation of transcription by RNA polymerase II.